UCCCAGCUGACCUCGGGCUCCUACGGCUCCGGAAGCUCCGGAGGAUUCCAGGGGGGACAAAUCACCCUGAGCAUGCAAAAGUUUGAGAUGCUGAACGCGGAGCUGGAGGGGAACCAGGACCUGGCCAAUUCCCGCAUGGCUGAGCUGGAGAAGCUGCAGCUGGAGCUGCAGGCGGCCGUCAGGGGACAGGAGAGGCUCAAGGUGGCUCUGCGCUCUUUACCCGAGGAGGCGGUGAAGGAGGCCCUGGAGUACAAGGUGCUGCAGUCCCAGUUCUCGCUGCUCUACCACGAGAGCCUGCAGGUGAAGACGCAGCUGGACGAGGCGCGGGCGCUGCUGCUGGCCACCAAGAACAGCCACCUGCGCCACAUCGAGCACAUGGAGAGCGACGAGCUGGGGGUGCAGAAGCGGCUGAGGACGGAGGUGAUCCAGCUGGAGGACACCCUGGCCCAGGUGCGCAAGGAGUACGAGAUGCUGCGCAUCGAGUUCGAGCAGAACCUGGCGGCCAACGAGCAGGCGGGCCCCAUUAACCGCGAGAUGCGCCACCUGAUCAGCUCCCUGCAGAACCACAACCACCAGCUCAAGGGCGACGUGCAGCGCUACAAGCGCAAGCUCCGCGAGGUGCAGGCCGAGAUCAACAAGCUCCGCCUCCAAGCCAGCGGCGCCCCUCCCCCACCCACCCCCGCCCCUCCCCCACCCCCUCCUCCCUCCUCCUCUUCCUCCGCAGGCCCCGCCCCCUCCUCAAGCUCCGCCCCUCCCCCUGAAGAAACCCCGCCCCCCACCACCACCCAAGCCCCGCCCCCUUCCGAUGACAAAGAGGGCGUGGCCUCCUCCGUCCCUGCCCCCUCCUCUCAGGACCCUCCCCCUCCUAAAUCCGCCCCUCCCCCUCCCAAAGAGGAAGAGGAGGAACCUCCAGGCCCCGCCCCCACCCCGAGCCCCGCCCCUUCUCAGCCUCCUCAAGCCCCGCCCCCUCCCAGGCCUUUGGCCCCGCCCCCUCCAAGGCCCCGCCCCGAACGAGGGGUGGGGGGCGGGGCAAGAGGGGAGGGGCGGGAACGGCCCAAGGGGGGCCCCGAGGAGGGGAAGAAAAAGGACUCGGAGGUGCUGAAGCAGCUGAGGGCGGAGCUUAAGAAGGCGCAGGAGAACCAGAAGGAGAUGAAGCUGCUGCUGGACAUGUACAAAUCGGCCCCCAAGGAACAGCGGGACAAGGUGACGCUGAUGGCCGCCGAGAGGAAGAGCAAGGCUGAGCUGGAGGAGCUGCGGUGCCGCUGGCGGGAGCUGGAGGAGCGGGAGCGCCGGGAAUCCAAGAAAUUGGCGGACGAGGAGGCGCUGAGGAGGCUGAGGAUGAGCGAGGAGCAGAUCGAGCACCUGCAGAGGAGGCUGGCGGCCACCAAACAGGAGGAGGAGGCGCUGCUGUCGGAGAUGGACGUGACGGGCCAGGCCUUCGAGGACAUGCAGGAGCAGAACCUGCGGCUGCUGCAGCAGCUGCGCGAGAAGGACGACGCCAACUUCAAGCUGAUGUCGGAGCGCAUCAAAGCCAACCAGAUCCACAAACUGCUGCGCGAGGAGAAGGACGAGCUGGCCGAGCAGGUGCUGGCCCUCAAGGCCCAGGUGGAGGCGCAGCUGCAGGUGGUGCAGAAGCUGGAGGAGAAGGAGCGGGGCCUGCAGAGCGCCCUGGGGGCCGUGGAGAAGGAGCUGAGCCUGCGCUCGCAGGCCCUGGAGCUGCACAAGAGGAAGGCAGUGGAGGCAGCCCAGCUGGCCGAGGACCUGCGUGCCCAGGGCGAGCACGUCCAGGCGCGGCUCCGGGAGCUCCAGGUGUGCGCGGCCGAGAACCGAGCGGCCAAGGACAAGGAGUCGCUGAGCCUCAAGAGGGCCCAGGAGGAGCUGUCGCGGCUGCGCCGGAAGCUGGAGAAGCAGCGCAAGGUCGAGGUCUACGCCGACGCCGACCAGAUCCUGCAGGAGGAGAUCAAGGAGUACCGGGCCCGGCUGACGUGCCCGUGCUGCAACGCGCGCAAGAAGGACGCGGUGCUGACCAAGUGCUUCCACGUCUUCUGCUUCGAGUGCGUCAAGAGCCGCUACGACACGCGCCAGAGGAAGUGCCCCAAGUGCAACGCGGCCUUCGGCGCCCACGACUUCCACCGCGUCUACAUCAGCUGAGCUGUGGUCAUUCCUGGUGGUCACCUGUGGUCAUUCUUGGUGACCAGUGACCAUUUAUGGUCAUCCAGUGGUGACCACGACUUCCACCGCGUCUACAUCAGCUGAGCUCUGGUCAGCUGGGGUCAGCUGUGGUCAUUCUUGGUGACCAGUGACCAUUUAUGGUCAUCCAAUGGUGACCACGACUUCCACCGCGUCUACAUCAGCUGAGCUGUGGUCAUUCCUGGUGGUCAGCUGGGGUCACCUGUGGUCAUCUGUGGUCACCCAUGGUCAUUUAUGGUCAUUCUUGGUGACCACGGCUACCAAUGACCACUCAUGGUCAUCCAAUGUUCAU
Messenger RNA from Agelaius phoeniceus (red-winged blackbird), 2482 nucleotides. The record is from RefSeq and is a predicted model, not a curated record. NCBI's taxonomy places the organism in Eukaryota, Metazoa, Chordata, Aves, Passeriformes, Icteridae.